AUGCGACGGGUAGUAGUAACCGGCUUGGGCCUUGUAACGCCUUUGGGAUUAGGUGUUCGCCAAACCUGGAAGCGCCUCAUUGAUGGACACUGCGGCGUCGUUUCUAUCAAGGAUAGAAGCCCAGAGUUCGCGUUGCUUCCGAGUCAGGUAGCUGGCUUAGUGCCUGAAGGAUCGAAAGAUGCCGGAAAAUGGAAUUCAAAAGACCAUCUAAGCCCUAGUGACGAACGUCGCAUGGCACGCUUCGCUCAAUAUGCCAUGGUAGCAUCAGAGGAAGCGAUGAAAGAUGCCAGAUGGUAUCCGAAGAAGGAGGAAGAUCUUGAAGCCACGGGCGUCUACAUGGGCUCUGGUAUCGGUAGCCUGGAUGAUGUAUACGACACCACUGUCGCAUAUGAGAAAGGGGGCUACCGGAAGGUGUCGCCACUCUUUGUACCGCGACUCUUGAUCAACCUCGCUGCAGGUCACAUAUCCAUGCGCUACGGCUUCAAGGGACCAAAUCACGCGGCAACCACGGCAUGCACCACUGGCGCGCACAGCAUUGGCGACGCAUCUCGUUUAAUCCAGUUCGGCGACGCGGAUGUCAUGAUUGCGGGCGGUGCUGAGUCAUGCAUACAUCCCCUCGCUAUCUCAGGCUUCGCUAGAGCUAGAAGUCUUGCAACUGAAUUCAACGAUCGCCCUACCGAGUCAAGUCGUCCGUUUGACAGGCAGCGCGACGGCUUCGUUAUCGGAGAGGGAGCGGGCGUUGUUGUCCUCGAAGAACUCGAGCACGCCAAAAGAAGAAAUGCACACAUCUAUGCUGAGGUUGCUGGCUACGGAUUGUCCAGUGACGCCUACCACAUGACGGCACCUCGGGAAGACGGCCAAGGCCCACGUCUUGCCAUGAAGAAAGCUUUGCGACACGCUUGCAUCAAGCCUUAUGCUGUUGAUUAUGUCAACGCUCACGCUACAAGUACUCCUUUGGGUGAUGCCGCCGAGAACAGAGCGAUAAAGGGACUCUUACUGGGCGAAGAUGGAAAGACUGAAGCCUCUGAAAUUAACAUCAGCAGUACAAAGGGCGCCAUUGGACAUUUACUUGGUGCUGCUGGUAGUGUGGAGGCAAUCUUCACCGUGCUGGCGAUACAUCACAAUACACUCCCGCCGACACUCAAUCUUCUCAACCCAGGCGAUCCAUCGGCUGAUUUUGAUUGCAAUUAUGUUGCUAAUGAAGCCCAGCAGCACAAUAUUAGUGUUGCGCUUUCAAACAGCUUUGGCUUUGGCGGCACCAAUGCCUCGCUCUGCUUUCGGAAAAUUUAA
Molecule: messenger RNA, 1290 nt
Organism: Exserohilum turcica Et28A
Lineage: Eukaryota; Fungi; Ascomycota; Dothideomycetes; Pleosporales; Pleosporaceae
Exons: 8
Coding region: 1-1290 (429 amino acids)
Biological process (GO): fatty acid biosynthetic process
Molecular function (GO): 3-oxoacyl-[acyl-carrier-protein] synthase activity
Source: RefSeq, a predicted model, not a curated record